AGAAGUCUUUCUGCUAUGUUUGUCUUUCCAGACCACCUUCAGGAUUAUGUUGGAAAAGAGCAGGAUUUCUCUGACCAGCAGCUCUGUGGACGUGAGAAGAAUUCCAGUUUGGACCAAAAGGAACCAGAACCUCUGCAGAUAAAAGAAGAGCAGCAAGAACCAGAACAUCCCUGGACAAAGGAGGAAAUCAUGGAGCUCCCCAUUAGCGAGCACGAAGAGCAGCUUGUUCUGCAGGAGGAGAUGGAAGAUACAGGAGAGAAACCUUCCCCAUGUUUGACAUGUGGAGAAACAUUUCUGAAAAAAGAACAUUUAAUGGUUCACAUGAGAACACACAGAGGUCAGAAGAUUUAUAAAUGCCUGUCCUGUGGAAAACGCUUCACCUCCAAGUCUGUCCUUAGUACUCACAUCAGAAUUCACACAGAUAAAAGGCUUUUCUCCUGUACCAUUUGUAACAAGAAAUUUACUCGAAAGAAUAGUUUGACCAAUCACAUGAGAAUUCACACAGGUGAGAAACCGUUUGAAUGUCUGUCCUGCGGAAGAGGCUUUACCUCCAAGUCUUAUCUUAAUACUCACAAGAGAAUUCACACAGGUGAGAAACCUUUUGUUUGUCUAUCUUGUGGAAAACGCUUCACCUCUAAGUCUGAUCUUAAUACUCACAUGAGAAUUCACACGGGUGAGAAGCCUUUUGAAUGUCUGUCCUGUGGAAAAAGCUUCACUCAGAAAUCUCAUCUUAAUAGACACAUGAGAUUUCACACAGGUGUGAAGCCUUUUGAAUGUCUGUCCUGUGGAAAAAGCUUCACUCAGAAAUCCCAUCUUAAUACACACAUGAGAUUUCACACAGGUGUGAAUCCUUUUGAAUGUCUGUCCUGUGGAAAAAGUUUUACAGAGAAAUCUCAUCUUGAUAGACACAUGAGAAUUCACACUGGUGAGAAACCUUUUGAAUGUCUGUCCUGUGGAAAAAGCUUUACUGUUAAAUCUCAUUUUGAUAGACACAUGAGAAUCCACACAGGUGAGAAGCCUUUUUCCUGUACGAUUUGUCACAAGAAGUUUACUGUAAAAAGUAAUUUGACCACUCACAAGAGGAUUCACGCAGGUGAGAAACCUUUUGAAUGUCUGUCCUGUGGAAAAAGCUUCACUCAGAAAUCUCAUCUUAAUAGACACAUGAGAUUUCACACAGGUGUGAAGCCUUUUGAAUGUCUGUCCUGUGGAAAAAGCUUCACUCAGAAAUCCCAUCUUAAUACACACAUGAGAUUUCACACAGGUGUGAAUCCUUUUGAAUGUCUGUCCUGUGGAAAAAGUUUUACAGAGAAAUCUCAUCUUGAUAGACACAUGAGAAUUCACACUGGUGAGAAACCUUUUGAAUGUCUGUCCUGUGGAAAAAGCUUUACUGUUAAAUCUCAUUUUGAUAGACACAUGAGAAUCCACACAGGUGAGAAGCCUUUUUCCUGUACGAUUUGUCACAAGAAGUUUACUGUAAAAAGUAAUUUGACCACUCACAAGAGGAUUCACGCAGGUGAGAAACCUUUUGAAUGUCUGUCCUGUGGAAGAGACUUUACCUCCAAGUUUAAUCUUAAUACUCACAUCAGAAUCCACACAGGUGAGAAGCCCUUUGAAUGUCUGUCCUGUGGAAAACGCUUUACUGUGAAAUCUCAUCUUAAUGGACACAUGAGAAUUCCCACAGGUGAGAAGCCCUUUGAAUGUCUGUCCUGUGGAAAACGCUUCACCUCUAAGUCUGAUCUUAAUAAACACAUCCAAAUUCACAGGAGAAAUACCUUUUGAAUGUCUGUCCUGUGGAAAAAGCUUCACCAACAAAUCUAAUCUUUAUACACACCUCAGAAUUCACACAGGAGAGAAGCCUUUUUCCUGUUCGAUUUGUGGCAAAAGAUUUACUCUAAAAAGUCUUUUGACUAGACAAAUAA
Molecule: messenger RNA, 1919 nt
Organism: Cyprinodon tularosa
Lineage: Eukaryota; Metazoa; Chordata; Actinopteri; Cyprinodontiformes; Cyprinodontidae
Product: gastrula zinc finger protein XlCGF8.2DB-like
Exons: 2
Coding region: 16-1779 (587 amino acids)
Biological process (GO): regulation of transcription by RNA polymerase II
Cellular component (GO): nucleus
Molecular function (GO): DNA-binding transcription activator activity, RNA polymerase II-specific; RNA polymerase II cis-regulatory region sequence-specific DNA binding
Source: RefSeq, a predicted model, not a curated record